Saccostrea cuccullata (small rock oyster) is the source of this 912-nucleotide messenger RNA. RefSeq lists its product as uncharacterized. The transcript is spliced from 7 exons. Lineage: Eukaryota; Metazoa; Mollusca; Bivalvia; Ostreida; Ostreidae. Bases 1 to 912 code for a protein of 303 amino acids. The record is from RefSeq and is a predicted model, not a curated record.
AUGCUUUAUACUUGUAUGUUACUUACAUUUCUACAUGCUAUCUCUGGAUAUGAAAACAUUGCUUUGAAUAAACCUACACACCAAUCACAUGAAUAUAUCUAUAAGAAGUAUGGGACAGCACCAUUCGACUCCAGCAAUGCCGUAGACGGUCUGAAGACUGAUCUUUCAGCUUUUGGAGGUCAAUGUGUGAUAUCCGGAAAUGGAUACAACACCGCCACCUGGUGGGUAAACCUGACGUCAAUCCAAAGCAUUCAUGAUAUCCGGAUAUACUAUAGGACUGACAAUACACCAUGGGAUUCCUUGAAUGGUUUUGCUACAAGAUUUUUAGGAUUUUAUGUUUAUGUUUCUAACACAACGAACAAAGUGGAUGGUGAAUUAUGUUUUCAUGACACAAACUACAGUAGAGCCACGAUUCCAGCCGUCCUCGACAUACCGUGUCUCGUACAUGGGCAGUACGUCAUUUACUACAACGAGAGGCCUCAGAAUUCGUCAUAUUCCAGUCAAUAUUCGCCAGAUGCACACAAUGAACUAUGUGAAGUUGAGGUCAAUGGUUGCAAUAAAACAGGGUAUUAUGGACCGACCUGCUCUAUCCCCUGUCGAAGGAAUUGUUGUUAUUGUCACAUAGAGACGGGGGCUUGUCAAGGAUGUAAACCUGGAUAUAAGGGACAUAACUGUGAAAUACAGUGUAAUGGAGGGUGGUAUGGUCAGGACUGCGCCCAUAAAUGUGGUGCCUGUUUUGGUGGUGACAGACAAUGCCACCACAAUGUUUGCCGGGGACAUUUGAUAGAAACUGUAAAGGGAAUUGCUCUCAAAAUUGUCGAAUACCUGGACAAUGUUAUGCAAGAACGGGGGCGUGUAAAGGGGGAUGCCAGCCCGGAUGGGAGGGGCCACAAUGUGAAACGGUUUGCAUAG